AUGACUCAAAACACUAACAAUUAUAAGAUAAUAGUUUUGGGAUCGUCAGGUGUGGGCAAAAGUGCACUAACUGUUCAAUUUGUUCAAGGUAUAUUUGUGUCAAACUACGACCCGACUAUUGAGGACACAUAUAAAAAGUGGUUAGAAGUUGACGGUCGCCGAUAUCUGUUGGACAUAUGGGACAGUGCGGGCAGCGAACAGUUACUGGGAAUGAGAGACCGAUACUAUAGCGAGGCUCACGGCUUUGUGUUGGUCUAUUCAAUAACAUCGGAGACCUCCUUUCAGGACGCCCAAAAUAUUUGCAAUGAAAUUAUUGACAUUAGAGACCGAGACGAUGUACCCAUUGUGCUGGUGGGCAACAAAUGUGAUCUCGACGAUGAGGAACGGGUGGUUAGCAAGUUUGCCGGCGCUCGUGUGGCCAACUAUGAGCUCAAAUGCCCGUUCACUGAGUCGUCGGCCAAGAAUAGGGUUAAUGUUGAGGAAAUUUUUGUAGAAAUUGUGCGACAAAUCAAUCGCCAGAAAGUCAUUACCGACGAUAAGGUUAGAUCAGGCUCUGGUAGGAAAUGGUAUCGCAGGUUAAGCAAGUGCUACAUAUUGUGA
This is a messenger RNA of Oppia nitens, 600 nucleotides long. RefSeq names its product ras-related protein Rap-1b-like. Gene Ontology annotation, cellular component: plasma membrane. Bases 1 to 600 code for a protein of 199 amino acids. Gene Ontology annotation, biological process: signal transduction. Gene Ontology annotation, molecular function: GTPase activity; GDP binding; GTP binding. NCBI's taxonomy places the organism in Eukaryota, Metazoa, Arthropoda, Arachnida, Sarcoptiformes, Oppiidae. The record is from RefSeq and is a predicted model, not a curated record. The transcript is spliced from 2 exons.